Kuraishia capsulata CBS 1993 is the source of this 1320-nucleotide messenger RNA. RefSeq lists its product as uncharacterized. The transcript has a single exon. NCBI's taxonomy places the organism in Eukaryota, Fungi, Ascomycota, Pichiomycetes, Pichiales, Pichiaceae. The record is from RefSeq and is a predicted model, not a curated record. Bases 1 to 1320 code for a protein of 439 amino acids.
AUGGGGGUUCAACUAGCGCACACGGUCAAUACUCAGGCUAUGAAACAUUUGAAAAAGACUUUAUUGGCAUUGGUAGUGAGCUCUGAUGAGCUCAGGAGUUUGGAGUGGAUUGGCGGUGGUUCCAUGGCUCUGUUGCUGGAACGAUACGCGGUGCUGCUUGAGAGUUUAGAGACGGAGUUGAACUCAAAGGACUCGCGCUCUUUUCGCCCAGUUUUGAUACGAAUGGUUCGAAACUUGACAAGAUGUUCUGUGUUAUUGGGAAUAAUACUAAACGGCGUUUUUGCACCCAUUCUGGCCAGAAAUGGGCACAGACUCCACACCACUGAUCGCUUCUACUAUAGCAGGCGCAAUUUGGCAAGACUAACAGCAUCCAUUUCGGUGCUUUUGUCGAUCAAACCUGUCAUCUUGCGUAUGAUAGCUCGUCUGAAUCUAGGAAAACUUCCUGAGUCCUUUCUAGCAAAUCUGGCAACUAUUGGCGGGGCCGUGGCUCUUUAUCCAAACCAUGCCCUGUACCAGAAACACUAUUUGUCUGUCUACUUUUCGGUCCUUUUCCUGGAACUUGGAUACAAACUGCUAGAGCAAAUAAGACCAGAAAAGUUCAAGCGCGAGUUGGCAAAAUGGUCUUCAGGAAACGUUUUCUUCAGAUCGUGGUACCUCUUUCCACUAUGUUUUUCCCAGAUAUACCGAAAUUUCGUUUUGGAUCGCGAUAGUUGUCCUCGUUAUUGCACCAAACUGCUGGAAAACCUUAGCACAGGGUUGUAUGAGGACGGAGAUUCUGGGUCCUUGUGUUUGGCGUACUUUCCACAAAAGGUCUUCGGAUUGCUGAAAUACGCUUUUCCAGCCAUGGUGGGGCUGUCUCUUCGUGAUAACAUGAAACCCAAGGAGCUUAUCAAAGCUUCAUUUCUCAGAAGUGCCAAAAUGGUGGUGUUCUUAGUAGGACUGGGAUCUUCGUCAUUAUAUCUCACCAAGAACAACGCGUUUUCGCGUCUGUCCACCAGCGCCAGACUCCAAUUGAUAGGCUUUUUGACGGGAUGUUCAGCUGCACUUUUUGCAAACAAUGCAGGAACAACAUAUCGCUCAGUCUGGCUAUAUGUGCUUCGUUUGACGCUCGUUUCCAGCACAAAGGCGUAUUCUCAAGACUCAAAAUCGAGGUUCCAUGCUUUCAAAAUCGACAAAUUGCUGCUGGCGCUAAGCGCGAGCGGGAUUCUGACCAUCAACGACUUUUAUAAGAGUCGCGAAGACUUGCUGGACCACGUGGCCAAGUCAAAGAGCAUCAAAAAGCUUGCGAAGGUAAUCGACACAGGCUCGCUGUUGGUGUAA